AUGACGGAGGCAAGGAUGCGCUUACUUGAGGACGCUGCCAACUCCUCGAUCGGCUGCAUGAAUCGACACAUAGUGGUCUCAAUGGCGCUGCACUGCCAGCGCGCCGUCGCGGACGCGUUGAAGAUGGAGGACAUGCAGUAUGGGGCGUAG
Messenger RNA from Phytophthora sojae, 150 nucleotides. RefSeq lists its product as hypothetical. The transcript has a single exon. The record is from RefSeq and is a predicted model, not a curated record. NCBI's taxonomy places the organism in Eukaryota, Oomycota, Peronosporomycetes, Peronosporales, Peronosporaceae. Bases 1 to 150 code for a protein of 49 amino acids.